AUGUCAUGGGCAGUUUCUUCUUUGGUCCUGGCACCACUCGCUCUCCUGGCUGUCCUUGCAGCUAUACCUCCCCUGAUCGUCCAGGUACGCGCCAGAAACUUUCCCGCCUCGGUUCUGAUCGCCGGCGUCACCAUUCUCAACAUCCAAAACUUUGUUAACGCAGCCAUAUGGCACUCGCUCGAUACCUCCCGUUGGUGGAAUGGGAAGAUUCUGUGUGACAUCGAAGUGAAACUCUACCUUGGAACAACCCAAGCUAUGGGCGGAGCCAUAGCAAGCAUAUUUCGCCAAAUCUCCAUCAUCCUUCACCCUACUCAUAUAGCAGUGGCACCUACUCCACGACAGCGUCAAAUCACCUUGGUCAUCGAGUCCAUACUUUGCAUCGUGUUGCCUGUAUAUGUCAUGGUCGGCCACUACCUGACCCAGCGUACCAGGUACUGGGUCCGACUUUCAUCUGGCUGCAUAGCAACGUUCGACAUCAACUACGCUGCUCCCUUCCUGACUUAUCUGUGGCCAUUAGUCGUAUCCCUCAUCGGCAGCACUUACUGUCUGAUCUCCAUCCUUCGCCUGAAGCAGCAUCGCAACCAAAUGGCUUCGGUCCUCUCCCACACCCUCGGAGCCACGACUUCGCGAUUCUAUCGGCUUUUCGCACUUGCAUGCACGCUGCUGGCAAUAUACUGCCCGCUUUCACUAGUCAGCUUCGUCCAGGACAUUCGCAUCCCAAUGCACAAGUAUUCCUGGCCGGAUAUCCAUCCUCCUGACUGGUCGGAACGAUUUAUAUUGGGUCAAGACACAGCGCAGAGCGAGCGGUACAUAAUAGUUGACCGUUGGGCACAAGUCCUCACAGCAUAUCUGGCAUUUCUCUUCUUUGGACUGGGCCAAGAAGCAACGCAGAUGUACAAGGGUUGGAUUACACGAACACGCAGUUUCCUCUCUGCAUACGCGAAAUCAAAGUGCAAGGCGUCGACGCAGCCUCGUCGUGAACUCAUGUCACUCGAGGACGGACUUGUUGUCGGGUUCUCGGUCGACCAUCACACCUAUGAGCAUGCUCGAGUGAUGCAUCCGCACCACUCGAAUAUAUCAGAAAUGAGUGGCUAA
Messenger RNA from Cladophialophora carrionii CBS 160.54, 1095 nucleotides. RefSeq lists its product as uncharacterized. The coding region runs from base 1 to 1095 and encodes 364 amino acids. Gene Ontology annotation, cellular component: membrane. The record is from RefSeq and is a predicted model, not a curated record. The transcript has a single exon. Gene Ontology annotation, molecular function: mating-type factor pheromone receptor activity. Gene Ontology annotation, biological process: G protein-coupled receptor signaling pathway. NCBI's taxonomy places the organism in Eukaryota, Fungi, Ascomycota, Eurotiomycetes, Chaetothyriales, Herpotrichiellaceae.